GUGUUCGACAGCGAAACUCUUUACGGGACAUCUGCACGCGUCCGGUUGGCUUUAGUUUGCUUUCCUCCCCCCGUCUCUCCUCAUCUCCCCCCGUCAUGUCUCAAACAAAGAAAAUUCAAGGCAAGAUUUUCCGAGGCGAGAAUGGCGUUGACAGCGACAUCACUCCCUCCCGUUCGUCUUCCGACCCUACACUGACGAUCAACAUCCCGAAGCCUGCUGCCACCACCCCCGCACCGCCGCCCAAGUUGGCCAAAGCAGAGCUCUCGUCGUCUCCCAACAAUGACGAGGGCAGCGCCGAUUAUAAGGUCUUUCGAGAAAGGCUCGCUGAGAAACUGGGCAGUGACUACCACGGCGCAGAGCGGUAUCGCCUAGAUCAGGACAGGAAGCGUGAGCUGCACUGGAAGAGAUGGGGUCCGUAUGUCAGCGACAGGCAAUGGGCCACUGUUCGCGAAGAUUACUCUGCGAACGGAGAUGCGUGGAGCCACUUUCCCCAUGAACACGCUCGCUCGCGCGCUUACAGGUGGGGUGAAGAUGGCAUCGCAGGUAUCUCUGAUAACCAUGGACUGCUGAACUUCUCCCUAUCUCUCUGGAACGGCCAAGAUCGCAUACUGAAGGAGCGACUCUUCGGUGUCACCGGACACCAGGGCAACCAUGGCGAGGAUGUCAAGGAGCUCUACUACUACCUCGAUUCAACACCGACGCACUCCUACAUGAAGUUCUUGUACAAGUACCCUCAGCGAGCAUACCCCUAUGAGGAGCUCGUGCAAGAGAACAUGCAUAGAGAUCGUGAUGUGUCUGAAUUCGAAAUCCUGGAUACGGAUGUGUUCGAUGAGGACAGAUAUUGGGAUGUCUUCCUAGAGUACGCCAAAGACGAGCAAGACCCUGACAGCAUAUACGUCCGCAUCACUUCCUAUAAUCGCGGCCCAGAGCCUGCGACGCUGCACAUUAUACCCCAAUUGUGGUUCACCAACACUUGGUCUUGGCCCGUCGAGAAGCCGCGUAUGCCGUCCAUGGCUGCCUUAGGUAACAGCGCCAUCACCGCUAAUCACCCAACCCUGGGAAGGCAUUACUUGUAUUGCCUCCCAUCUCCACUUCCCGUCAGUUCCACGGGUUCUCCCGUUGUCGACGAAGAUGCAGCCGAUGGAGAAGAGGCAGACGUGGUGGAGCCGGAGUUGCUUUUCACAGAAAACAACACCAACUUCCAGAGGCUGUACGGAGGGCAGAAUCAGACACCGUAUGUGAAGGAUGCGUUUCACGACUACCUCAUUCCGUCGCACCGCUUGCCAGUAAAGAACGAGGAAGAGAAGGGAAAAGCUAGCUUCUUCUCGGCUAAGAUUCACUCAAAUACUUCUUGGCACGACGCAAUCAGGACGAACGGUGGUCCAGCGGAGCCAGCUGACGAGGAGGAAGAGGAAGGGCCGCGUACACCAUUUCCCGCGGACGCCGAUUACGUGAACCCCGAGCAGCGUGGGACCAAGUCCGCAGCUCACUAUGUCUUCAAGGACGUUCCACCACGAGGCGGUUGUGCUGUCGUACGGCUCAAACUCACUCGCAAAAAACCCGGUCAAGAUCCCAGCAUCGAAGACGAAGGCCUCUUCGAUGAUGCAAUUGAGGAGCGCAGGGAGGAGGCGAACGAGUUCUACGCGGCCCUUGUCAUGGGUCCGAUGACCGACGAUCUGAAGCAAAUCAUGAGGCAGGCUUUGGCAGGCAUGCUGUGGACGAAGCAGUUCUACCAAUUUGUUCAAAGGGACUGGUUACAGGGUGAUCCUGCACAGCCGCCGCCGCCACCCGAGAGGAAAUACGUCAGGAACAGGGAAUGGAAACAUCUGUACAUUCAUGACAUCCUGUCCAUGCCUGACAAGUGGGAGUAUCCGUUCUUUGCAGCUUGGGACACUGCUUUCCAUUGCAUCCCGCUCGCUGUAGUGGACCCCGAAUUUGCGAAGAGUCAACUGGAUCUGCUGACGCGCGAAUGGUACAUGAAGCCCGACGGCCAAAUUCCUGCGUAUGAGUGGAACUUCAGCGACGUCAACCCUCCUGUGCAUGCAUGGGCAACGUUUCGUGUGUUUAAGAUCGAGCGGAAGCUGUACGGUCGAGAAGACCUGCAAUUCCUGGAGCGUGUCUUCCAGAAAUUGUUGCUUAACUUCACAUGGUGGGUCAACCGCAAAGACCAAGGGGGAAACAAUGUCUUUGAAGGAGGUUUCCUCGGUCUGGACAACAUUGGUGUCUUCAAUCGUUCGGAGCCUCUUCCCACAGGCGGCGUCCUGCGGCAGGCAGAUGGUACUGCGUGGAUGGCCUUCUACUGUCUCAACAUGCUGAAUAUCGCUCUCGAGUUGGCGAAACACAACAAUGUCUAUGAAGACAUUGCAUCUAAGUUCUUUGAGCACUUCAUUUUUAUCGCGGACGCAAUGACCUACCGGGAGGGCGAGAACGAAGUCGGCCUUUGGAAUGAAAAAGACGGACUCUACUACGAUGCCAUCCAGUUCCCCUCAGGCCACACGAUGCAACUGCCCGUACGCAGCCUAGUCGGACUCAUUCCGUUGUAUGCGACACUUGUGCUGGAGCCGGCCACGAUCAACCGCUUUCCGGGCUUCAAGAAGCGCUUGGAGUGGUUCAUCGAGAAAAUGCCGGGGAUUGCGGAGCGCAACUUGGCAAAUAUGAAGGACCGCGGCCGCGGCGAACGGAGGCUGCUGGCACUUGCGAGCAAAGAGCGGCUCACCUGCAUUCUGGAGAAAAUGCUUGACGAGGACGAGUUCUUCAGCGAGCAUGGCAUCCGGUCCUUGUCUAAGAAGCACAAGGAUCAUCCAUGGGGCAUUGAUGUAAAGGGCCAGCGAUAUGAGGUGAAUUACUGGCCGGGUGAUUCCAAGUCUGGGAUGUUCGGAGGAAACUCAAACUGGAGAGGGCCCAUCUGGCUCGCGGUUAACUUCCUUCUCAUUGAGAGCUUACAGCGGUUCUAUCAAUAUUAUGGCGACGAGCUACAGGUCGAGUGCCCGACUGGAAGCGGUGACUACAUGAACCUUGUGGAAGUUGCUGAGGAGAUCCAGCACCGAAUCAUCCACAUCUUUGGCCGCGACCAGGAGGGCAAGCGAGCGACGAAUGGAGGAAACCCUAAGUUUGACCAUGACCCACACUUCCGUGACUAUGUGUGGUUCUAUGAGUUCUUCCACGCAGACGAUGGCCGAGGAUUGGGUGCAUCGCAUCAGACUGGAUGGUCUGGUCUUGUUGCGUACCAUAUCUUGCAGAGCGGCGCGACUUGCCGCCUGCCGAGAACUCCCAAGACUCCUCGCAGUCUCGCUCACCACUACUUUGAUGAACACAUUGAAUCACAAUCAGAAUAUGGUGACGAAACGCACUCCCUGCACAGCGCCUAUAGUGCGGCCGAUCUCAACACGCUCGGUGAUCUCUCACCUGAUGCUCUAUAAGUGCAUUGUGUUAUACGCCUGCAAUACAUCGACGAUCACACUGGAUUUGCGACGCGGCUGGACCGUAUUGUACACAUACUGACGACGCGGUCGUCGGUCGUCACCGGCCACGUAUCAGACAACGGCCAACUGUAGCACCUUCAAUCAUGUCUUUUGUUAGUCAUACGUACACGUUUGUAUCGGAAGCAAUGGGAUCCUUUCACGAUACGGAGCAGCGCAUGAACAUAGGCAUCUUUAGAGAGGAAGGUUGUGAAGCCACAGGCGUGUUGCUCUGCUUUAAUCUCCGACAAACGCGC
Messenger RNA from Laetiporus sulphureus 93-53, 3715 nucleotides. RefSeq lists its product as uncharacterized. Bases 96 to 3419 code for a protein of 1107 amino acids. The transcript has 17 exons. The record is from RefSeq and is a predicted model, not a curated record. Gene Ontology annotation, molecular function: Glc3Man9GlcNAc2 oligosaccharide glucosidase activity. Gene Ontology annotation, cellular component: endoplasmic reticulum membrane. Gene Ontology annotation, biological process: oligosaccharide metabolic process; protein N-linked glycosylation. NCBI's taxonomy places the organism in Eukaryota, Fungi, Basidiomycota, Agaricomycetes, Polyporales, Laetiporaceae.